Molecule: messenger RNA, 2954 nt
Organism: Emiliania huxleyi CCMP1516
Lineage: Eukaryota; Haptophyta; Isochrysidales; Noelaerhabdaceae
Exons: 3
Coding region: 100-2730 (876 amino acids)
Biological process (GO): ubiquitin-dependent protein catabolic process; protein ubiquitination
Cellular component (GO): cullin-RING ubiquitin ligase complex
Molecular function (GO): ubiquitin protein ligase binding
Source: RefSeq, a predicted model, not a curated record
GGUGGGUUGCUUGGCUGGAGAGGUUGUUUGGCCGCUCCCUCGUCGCACGUCGCUCGCGCCUCGAUUUCCCUCGACCCCGGCCGUCCCCCCGUUUCCAGCAUGCAGGGCGCUGCCCAGGGCGCCACCGCUCAACGCGUGCCGAAGCGCCUCCUCGAUGAUGUGUGGCGCGUGCGCGCCACCGACGACGACUGCUGCGCAAUCUGCCUGGAGGCCCCGGCGCAGCCGCUGAUUUUGCUCUGCGGGCACAUGUUUUGCCUCGACUGCUUCCAGACCUACGCCACGCACGCGCGCGAGUACGACGACGAGUGCACGCGCUGCCCGACCUGUCGGAGCCCGCACGCGCCCCCGCCUGUCGGCCAGGUCGAGGCGGAGCAGGUCGAGCGCGGCGAUGCGCUCUUGGCGCGCGCCAUGCGCAUGGAUCGGAGCCGCCCCAACUUCUUGCCGCUCCUCGAGGGGGCGACCCGCUUCUACGUCGCGGCGCUGGACUUGCACCCGUACUGCUCGAGGGCGCACGCCAUGAUCGGGUGGUGCCGGAAGGUCGCAGGAGAGGACUCGCUUGACGCGUUCGAGGACUCGGCGCGCGCUUGCCAUGGCGCUCUGCCCGCGUUUGCCAUCGUGACCCUGUGGAACCAGACGAUCCUCGACUGGCUCGGAGAGAGCGAGAGCGCCCAGCGCAUCGAGCUUGUGCGAGCCGGCGCGCGGGCUUGCAGCUGGCCGCAGGCUGUCCAGCGGGAGGCGGCGGGGACGGAGCUCCCUGUCGCGGAGAACGCCUACCGCAAGGCCUGCAGCGCCUUUGAAGACCUCACCUUGCCUCGGGUGCGCGAGCUGCUCGAGAACUUGCUGGCGGUCUCUACGCGCGGCGGCUGCGGCAGCAGCAGCGGCGGCGGCGGCGGCAGCAGCGGCGGCGGCGGCGGCGGCAGCGGCGGCGGCGGCAGCAGCAGCAGCGGCGGCGGCGGCAGCAGCACUACCACCCUCUCGAGGCAGCACUACCACCGCAUGGUCGAGCUGUUUAGCCUCGUCCCGAUCUAUCUGCCGCUGAUCGCAAACAUCGUGCGCAAGCACAUCACCGACGCUGGCCUCGCGCUGGUCAAGAAGCAGUCAGCCAACGCCGAGGGCGACCUGAUGGCGUACGUGCAGGAGCUGCUCGACCUCGACGGCGUGUACAGCGAGAUCAUCGGCUCGACGCCAGGCGAGGGCUACUUUAACGGCGACGCGACGUUUCUCAAGGCGGCGAGGGAGGCUUUCGAGGUCUUCGUCAACAAGGACAUCGGCAUGAGCGCCACCGCCGAGCUGCUCUCCACCUUCUGCGACAACCUGCUCAAAAAGUGGCGCAGCUCCCCCCGCGCUGCCGAGGAGGCGGCUGCCGAUCGGCACCUCUCUUCGGACCCCGAGCUGCGGCGGCUGUACCAGUCGGUGGUGGGUGGCGGGGCGCUCUCCACCGCCGACUUUUGGGCGCAGCGACGCGGGCUGCUGCGGGCGGCGAUGCAGCGCGAGGGCCUCUCGACCCGGCGGCAGCAGCCCACCGACGCGGAGAGCUCGGCCGCCACGGCCGCCGCCGCGGGGUGCGAGCAGCCGGAGGCGAACGCCGCGACGGUGGCCUUCACGCUCACGCCGGGGAUGAUCGCGCGCAUCUUUGAAAAGUACCCGAGGGUGCAGCGCUCUUUCCUCGACAAUCUCUCGGACGAGGCGCUCGAGGACAAGCUCGAGAAGGUGGUGCGGCUCUUUGGCUACCUGUCCGACAAGGACAUCUUCGUCGAGUUCUACAGGAAGCAGCUCGCGAAGCGGCUGCUCCUGGCGCGCUCAGUGGGCGCCAGCGCAGAGCGCUCGAUGAUCGCCAAGCUCAAGCUGCGGUGCGGCGCGCAGUUCACCUCGAAGCUGGAGGGCAUGGUGACCGACAUGAACCUGUCGCAGGACAUCCAGUCCGCCUUCGCCGAGCACGUCAAGGACAAGGAGCUCGAGCUCGACACCGACCUGACGGUGCAGGUGCUCACCACCGGCUUCUGGCCACAGUACAAGUCGGACGAGCUCAAGCUGCCAAAGGAGAUGCUGCAGUGCGUCGAGACCUUCAAGGCCUUUUACGACUCGCACACCUCGCACCGCCGGCUGCGGUGGGUGCACUCGCUGGGCUCGGCGACCGUGGUGGGCAAGUUCACGGCCUCGGGGAAGAGCAAGGAGCACGACCUGCUCGUCUCCACCUACCAGGCCUGCAUCCUGCUGCUCUUCAACGAGGCGGACUCGAUGACCUUCUCCGACAUCCAGGGCCACCUCAACCUGCCCGCCGAGGAGCUCAAGCGCUACGUGCUCUCGCUCUGCGGCGGCAAGUACAAGAUCCUGACCAAGGAUCCGGCCGGCAGGGAGGUCGCGCCGACCGACACGCUGAGCUGCAACGCCACCUUCUCCGACCGCCACCAGCGGAUCAAGGUGCCGAUGAUCGCCCCCAAGAUGACGCAGGAGGAGAAGGACGCGGCGCUGAAGCAGGCGGAGCUGGAGCGCAAGCAUGUCGUCGAGUGGGCGAUCAUCAAGGUGAUGAUGCGCGAGAAGCGGGUGGAGCACGAGGGUCUGGCUGAGCAGGCGCAGGACUGGAUCAGAACGAGGCCAAGCACGGGCUUUCACAUGGCGAGGGAUUACUUCGACGCGAUGGUCGUGGACCUCAUCCGCCGGGAGUACCUGGAGCCCGAGGCUCCCGAGCGUCCUCCCGGGAGUGGCAGCUUCUACAAGUACCUAGCUUGAUGGCUCCAGCGGUGGCCUGACUGACUGAGCCUUACGAUCCGUCCGGACAGCAUUCGCCGCUGACGUACGUCACGUCGAGACGGUGGAGGUCGAGGGCCUCGCGUACGAAGUUGUGGACGGAUCCGAUCUGUGACGUACGAUCCCGUAUAUACGUGCAUGACGGAAAUCGCUUGGCACGUAGAUUUCCGUUUUUUGUAUCAUACUGCAUACUGGGCUGGGUUUUU